Messenger RNA from Pungitius pungitius (ninespine stickleback), 1727 nucleotides. RefSeq lists its product as uncharacterized. The coding region runs from base 527 to 1258 and encodes 243 amino acids. The record is from RefSeq and is a predicted model, not a curated record. The transcript is spliced from 3 exons. Gene Ontology annotation, biological process: regulation of apoptotic process; signal transduction. Gene Ontology annotation, molecular function: protein binding. NCBI's taxonomy places the organism in Eukaryota, Metazoa, Chordata, Actinopteri, Perciformes, Gasterosteidae.
UUCCGUGAUUUGUUUUUAAUAGUUAUUUUCUUAUUAGUUCGUUUACUUACGUGUCAGGUGAGGUGGCCUCUGUUAUGUAACCAAAAACAGUGUUAUCUAUAUUAAAUGUAUUAUUUUUGUCCUGAAAUGAAAAGUGUGUGAGGGCCUUUCUCGGUGCCGUGUGCACAGUGUGAUCCAUUCCACCAGAUGUCCCCAAUUCUUCAUCGGCUGGAUGGAAGCACGGUGCCAUUCACCCGGCUGCAGGAAACAGACAAAGAGAAAGCAGCGGAAGCACUCGGGCAGGUACAGAGAAACGGUUCGCGAAAGGCGCCUCACUCCAGCUGUUACUGCGCGGUAAGGGUCUAAAUGUGACUACGUGUAGUUAGUGAGAGAGUUGGUGAGAGGGAGUGUGACGCGCGUCUGGUGUCACCACAAGCUUUGCGCGCGGAGCUCGCGCAGCGGGCGGCAAACCAGGAAGUCCGGACGCGGGAAUAAUGGCACCUCGCGGCUGUUGAAAUGUAGUUUCACAACCCGGUGACAUUCCGCCAUGGCAGGGGAACCAGCUGCAGAAAUCCAACUACUCAGAAGCCAGAAGGCCAAGCUGAUAGAAAUUCUAAGUGCAGAUGCCGAAUUUGUCCUCCAGCAUGCAGACUCUUCCUUAUUGCUGUCCGACAGCGGCUACCAGCAGGUGAAAGCUCGCACUGUUCCUCGUGAGAAAGUGACAGACCUGCUGGAUCACAUCAUCCAGAGGGGUCCUGCAGCAGCACAGGGACUGCUGGAACUGCUGAAGGGAAAGGAAAUGCAGGAAACCUUCCCAAUGCUUUGCUUUAUUAAGGAUGUACAAGCAAUCACACCGUCUACAGGUGGGCCGAAGCCUGUUCCGUCGAUAGUUCCCCAUGUUGAAAAGGAAGUGUCCUCAUUGGAAGGUUCACGACCUUGUAACUUAGAAGAUACCGUGCCGUCCAAAAAGAUCCGCAAGAGAGACCCCGUCUUAGUGAAGGACAAGCAGCUGAUGAUAGUAGCUCCUAACAUCGGUAAAUCUUGGAAGGAGAUCGGCAUUGGCACUCUCGACAUCCCUAAUAAGAAGCUGGAACAGAUAGAAUUAGACGAGAGCCGCCACAUCUACCGAGUGUUUUCCAUGCUGCUCUACUGGAAAACGAGCCAGAAGUUAAACGCCACCGCUGCUAACCUGCACACGCUGCUCAGUCAGGGCCCCUGUGCGCUGCCACUCGACAGCAUUAACUCACUGUUGGAGGAUUCUGAUGCCUUCGAUCUCUAGUACUUGCCGAGACCCCAACCAUAUCUCAACUCCAAAUGAGUGUAUCGCUGGUCUCAUGUAAGGGAAAAACAACACUUGAAGAUUUGUGUCAUUUCUUACCACUGAAGCCUUUAGCCCAAGGUUCCUCAUCAAUAGAACAUUGUCAUCCUUAUUGUUCGUACUGUAAUUGGACUACACCAAAUCACGGGACUAGGAUGGAGCUUGUCUGGCCAAUUGUAACGCCUUUGCUCUGAGAUAUUUGGCUACGGUCAAUGAACUUCCUUUUCUACUCUUCUACUGUUAUUCUUUUUUUUUUAAGAGUUUUGUUUUAACAAAUGUUCUUUUUGAAAGAACAGUUAUUUUAUACUCUUUUUACCAGGUCAUUUGAUAUCUGUAGAAUUUGUGAUGGGACAUUUAGCUUUCUGUGAAUGUGCAUAUUGAUCUAAAUAUCGGCCUUUAAAUGUACCCAAAUUAAAUUGAUUUAAACAAG